Molecule: messenger RNA, 7578 nt
Organism: Patella vulgata (common limpet)
Lineage: Eukaryota; Metazoa; Mollusca; Gastropoda; Patellidae
Product: semaphorin-2A
Exons: 20
Coding region: 768-2852 (694 amino acids)
Biological process (GO): negative chemotaxis; neural crest cell migration; axon guidance
Molecular function (GO): chemorepellent activity; semaphorin receptor binding
Source: RefSeq, a predicted model, not a curated record
AUUGGAUUUGUUGGUGUGUCGAACCCGGGGUUUAUUCCUGUAGAAUUAGAGAAGGUGAGUCAGACAAUCAUUCAGUGAAGAGGGAGGAUAAAGGGUCAGCUUGCUGCUUUCAGGAUGUGAGAUUUGAGACCAGUGAACCAAGUCUACAAGCAGACAGCCUGUAUCACCACGACCAUAGCAAGCACACACAGGGCCUCUCUUUCACACACCAUCUCACAGUCAGUAUUAGCUAGCCUGUUGAAGGAUCAACAUAUUAGCUGAAAGCAGACAGGGCUUUGAAGCAGUAUGACAGGGAAAAUUCAUGGAUAAAUCUCUGGCCGUUAGUGUGAAGUUUAACAAAUUAUUUUCAGUUCAUUAUUCAUGUGUCUAAACUAAGCUACAAUUAUAAUCUGUUGUGGAUUUAUCGGAGUGUGUGACUUUAUAUAAACGUGAGAUUAGGGAGUAGGGCUCUACAGAUUUGUGUAUAAAGAUCAUUGCCUCUAUGGAGUGGACUACUUUUCUCAGUUCGGCACUCAUUGGAUUUAACAAGAUUUUAGAGUAGAAAAAAAAGAUUUUAGUGUGGAAAAAUAAAAAAUAGACAGGAAGAGAAGAAAAGCUACGAAUUCUGUUUACUUUUGUGCAAAUUGGAUAAUAAUCCCUUGACCUAGAAAAGGAUUUUAGGCUCAAAAAAAGAGACAGAAAAAGAAUUCUUUUUAUUUUUGUGAAAAUUGGAUAAUAAUCCGUUAAAGGAUAUUUUGUGGUGUGUAUUAAAGCAAAGACAUUCUACCAUGGCUUUGUUUUAUGUGAUAACGAUUUUAACAGGACUAAACUCGGUUUUAGCCAUGAUGAAUUUAGAAUCUUGUGAAUCAGGUGCCAAACUCCAUGAUACAGAUCUAGAGACGUUUACUUUCCAAGAUGGUGUCCAACAGGAACCCCGUUUUUAUCGCUACCUCAAACUUGAUAGCCAAUCAGGAAGCCUGUAUGUAGGCUCAAUGAACCAUGUAUAUUCUCUAGGCCUAACUGAUAUCAGUGAUAAGUUGAAGAUUAAAAAACAAGAUCUGAGUCCAAGAAGUAAAGAUGUUAGAAGAUGUUAUAUACAGGGAAAAAAUGAGAUGCCAGAUUGCCAAAGUCAUGUUAAAUUUAUAGCAACUAAUAUAAGUGCUCCGAAUACAUUAUUUGUCUGUGCGACUGGAGCUUACCAUCCCAAAAGUUACCAAAUAAAUAUCCAGUAUAAUAGUUUAUCUAUACAAUCUGAGUCAAGUGGUAUAGGAAUGUGUCCAUAUGAUCCAUUUGAUAAUGCUACAGCAGUAUUAGUAGAGAGUGAUAAUCCAGGAAAUGUACCAGCUCUAUAUUCUGGUACGGUCACAGAUUUUAUUAAAGCUGAUCCUGUUAUAUUUAGACCAGCUUUAUAUCAUAGAAAUAGAACGCAGUCAGCAGCUUACGUCAGAACAUUACGCAAUGAUCAUAAAUGGUUAAAUGAACCUCAGUUUGUUGGGUCAUUUGAUGUUGGAAGCCAGGUUUAUUUCUUUCUGCGUGAAGUGGCAUUAGAAUAUCAGAACUGUGGAAAGAAAAUAUACUCCAGGAUAGCUCGUGUCUGCAAGAAUGAUCGAGGUGGUAAAGCCGUAUUAAACAGUGUAUGGACGUCAUAUCAAAAAGCCAGAUUAAACUGUUCUAUACCGGGAGAAUAUCCUUAUUACUUUGAUGAAAUACAGGAUGUAUAUACAGUUGAUGGCCAGACAUUUUAUGGUUUAUUUACAACUAAUAUCAAUGGAUUAACAGCCUCAGCAAUCUGUGCCUUCUCGGUACAAGACAUAGAAAAAGCCUUCAAUGGACCAUUUAAAGAUCAAUCCCAUAGUAAAGCCAAUUGGUUACCUGUACCGGAAUCAGAUGUACCUUAUCCUAGACCCGGCAAUUGUUCAAUUGAGGAUUCUCGAUCUCUACCUGAUACUGUUGUUAAUUUUGUCAAAGAUCGACCAUUGAUGGAUAAAGCUGUUGCCCAACAAUUUGGUCGUCCAAUCUUCUAUAAGGGUAAUUGUUUAAUGCAGAGACUGGCUGUAGAAGCUAACGUAUCUGGAAAUGGAGAACUUGUCUUUUAUACUGCUAGUAAUACUGGAUUAGUUUACAAGAUAUUUGCUAGACCAUCGAAAUCCGUGUUAGAAGCUCCCAGAUCUAUCUUAUCAACAACAUACAAACCAUUUGAUAAUCCUAGGCCUAUUUGGAGUAUGGUUUUACAUGAUAAAUAUGUGUAUCUUGGAACUGAUUCAUCUGUUGUACAACUAAAUGUAAUGACAUGUGAGAAAUAUAAGAAUAUAGAUUUAUGUGUGUUUGAUCCAUAUUGUGGUUGGAGUAAAACAGCUAGUGAAUGUAUACCUAUACAAGAUAAAAAUACUAACAAUCUGAUUACGUAUAAAGAUAUUGAUAUGGUAAUACCGUUAGAAAAUGCCGUAGAAAAUGCUUUAAAUGAACCUCUGUUUGAAACAAAAGAAUUACGAAGAUCAGCUGGUCACUCAUUAUCAUUAAAGGUUAAUUUUAAACUACAUAUUAGUGGAACAGUCAUUUGGACAAAAAAUGAUUCCAAAUUAUCGAGUCCAAGACAUAUUAUAGCACAAGAUAACUCUCUAAUUAUACCAGAACUAAUGUCAUCAGAUCAAGGAACCUAUAAAGCUAUUGACGAUCAAGAUAGACUCGUAGCUGAAUAUUCUGUCAUGGUUGAUACGUCUAAAGAAGAUAUAGAACAAAGAUGGAUACAGAAGUUUGAUGAAUGGUGUCAAGAGUUUGAACGUUAUCAAAGUGAUAUAAGAACAUGGGAGAAGAAAUGUAGCAACUGUUGUGAAGAUCCUUCUAAUGCCAUUUCAUCUUUUGGUGGAAAGUGAAAUACCCUAUCGUAAUAAACUAUUUAAGUCUUGAUCAUCAUGCUCACUGUAAAACCACGGUAACUGUGAUACGAAUUAAUCGUAAUGUGAUUCCAAUAUUAUAUAUGUAAACAGUUUGAAAUACGAGAAAAAAAAAACAAACGUGAUGAUGAUUAUUGAAAUGGAUAAUUAGGGGACGUGUUGGGGUUUCUUUAAUUAGGAUUCUUCCCAAAAAAACUUUAAUAUGUGGAUUGGCAAGUGUAAAGGAUCGUGAAUUGAAAAUUCUCCAUAAAACAUUAAUAAGCAGAAAGAGUUUGAAAAUGGACAAAUAAUUUUGAUAAAUUGACAAAUGGUAAACUAUUAAAAAAAUAAAAUGUGAAUGUUCGGACUAUGAGCUGUGGAUUUUAAACUAUGAACAAUGUAUGUUCAAACUAUUCUAUGAGCAAUGAAUGUUCAAACUAUUCUAACUAUGAAUAAUGAAUGUUCAAGUUCUGAACUCUGAAUGUUCAAGUUCUGAACACUGAAUGUUCACGUUCUGAACACUGAAUGUUCAAGUUCUAAACAGUGACUCUUCAAGCUGAGAACAAAGAAUGUUCGAACUACCAAAUGCUGAAAAUAAAAUGAACUACGCAACAGAAGUUUUAAACUAUUAUCAACGUGCAUUUAUAUACCAGACAUAAUACAACAGAAGUUCUGACCAUAUAUGGUAAAAAAUAUAUAUGUGUGUGAUGACUAAAUGACCUUAUGGUGCUGUGCAGUAUUUGAAAUAAAUUCAAUGGAGUUGAGUUUUCUCUUUUCAUCAAUGGAACUUUGUUGGUGGAACUUUUUAAUGACUUACAAGCAUAAAGAGUGAAUUACAAACAUUUUUUUAUAUAAAAUUAUAUAAUGGAAUGUAGAUAUGAAUUUUUUUGUCACUGAUUGAACCAGAAACGAGGAUGAAAUGUACAUAUAUUUAUAGUAUAAAUUCUAAACAGAACUUUAGAUAUAUAUUUGUGGUAUGAAUGUAAAUAUUUUAAUGUGCCGCCAUUUUUAAUUUGUGAAGAGCUAGAUUUGAAUUAUCAUAGUUUUGGGAACGGUUUAUAGAUACACUUGAACUUCACUGUCGCAUAAUUCGCUAAAAGGUGGAUUUCUGUAUGUUUGGUUUCAAGAUGACUUUUAAUAGUGUUAUGGUGAAUCCCUUCUGUAUAGCUAUAGGCAUAUCAGGAUUUCGCUAAAAUGCGGGUAUAGUCAACAACAGUGUUAUAGUGAAACCAUGGUGUGUGGGUAUAAUCAGAUGACCCAACAACAGUGUAAUAGUGAAACCUGUAAUAUAUUAUAUAUAAGGGACUCACUAUUACAUGGGUACGAUCAGUUGAACUCCACAACAGUCAAUUGACCCCAACAACAGUGUUAUAGUGAAACUUGUAGUAUAUAAUAUAUAAGGGAUUCGCUAUAACAUGGGUACGGUCAGUUGAACUCAGCAACAGUCAAUUGACCUCAACAACCGGCGUUAUAUUGAAGCAGUAGUAUAUAAGAGACUCGCCUUUAUGCUGGUACAAAAACUGGUGUUAUAGUGGAGCUCUUGUGUCACUAUAUACUGGUAUAAAAACCGGUGUUAUAGUGGAGCUCGUGUGUCACUAUUAUGCUGGUACAACAACCGGUGUUAUAGUGGAGCUCUUGUGUCACUAUAAUGCUGGUACAACAACUGGUAAUAUAGGGGAGCUCUUGUGUCACUAUAAUGCUGGUUCAACAACCAGUGUUAUAGUGGAGCUCUUGUGUCACUAUAUGCUGGUUCAACAACCAGUGUUAUAGUGGAGCUCUUGUGUCGCUAUAAUGCUGGUACAACAACCAGUGUUAUAGUGGAGGUCUUGUGUAUAGCAUGGUCUCACUAUAAUGUUAUUGUAGUCACCAUUGUAAUGAGGGUCUAGUGCAUGUAUUUUCCACAAUAAACAGGAAUUAAUAUCAGAAACUCCCAUCAGAGUUCUUGUAGAUUAGAAGCCGUUAGAAGUGAAUCUGUUUUUGUUAUAAAAAUGUGUUCCUUUUAUAUUGUAAUUGUAAUAUUAGUUUAAAGUUCACUCUUGUUUUGAGGGGUAAGGUGGGCGAAUGGUUUAACGUGUGCACAUUGAAUCAUAAGGUUUGUCAUUGAGUCAACUGACGUGGUUUUUGAUUCCCUGCUUGUGCGUGACAAGGAGUAGGGUAGCCAGUCCAAUCACAUGGGUUUUCUCCGGGUCCUCCGUUUUACUCCCACUGCUAAAGACCCCUUAUUGAAAUAAAAUUGAACCAUGUUAGUCCCAAAAUGACCUAGUUUGUGUUGAGUGGACGUUCAACUCCAUUUCUCUCCCUCUCUAUUGUUUUGCAUCAUGAAGAAAAAAUCGGCAAACAACAAUCUUUGAUAUCAAUCGAGGUUUCGUCUGUUUAUAUAGCGAUGCAGAGUUUGCAACAUCGAAUCUAUUGAUGGGUUCGUCGAACGAAAUUCAUAGGUUGGGGUAGGGGGGCUGUCAGCAUCAAAAUUGGGCCCUGAAGAUUUGUCUCGCGGACUUUUUUCAAAUUAUUGGGUUCUGAUGGUCCUGAUUGAUUCAUAAACCUCCAGGUUUACAUUUACUGUAGAUCGCGUAGACCCUGCUGGACCUGAAUAUUUGAUUCAAGAGUUGUCAUUUUAUCAGAUGUGUAUGAUCAAAUUGAAUGAAUGCUAUAUAUGUUAGUAUUAAUACUGUAUUGUCAACUAGUUUAUAUAUGUACCAGGGUUCAGGAGUCCGUAGUUUUAUUAUUGGUUCAAUGUUCUUCAUACGGACAUUUAACACAACAGUGCUACUGAUUCUUGUUAUUGUCUAUAAGAUGUCUUGGACUACUAACAAGCGCCAAGAUAUGCUGGAGAGCACCAAGGCAAGCCCAAAUUAGACCCAUGGGAUUGUAAAAGUUGUUCAGACAAGUUUAAAACUCCAAGGCUCGUCCAGGAUAUGGGCUUAAUCUAUUUGUUAAGGCUAGCUCAAUUUUUGUCAAGGUCGCAGCGAUAUAAAGGCUGUUGGCGUGAAGGUUAGGGUUAGGAUAAGCAUUGGAAUUAGGACCAGGGUUAGUGUUGGGAUUAGCGCUAGCCCUGUUUACAUCUCGUGACCUAACCUAUGACAAAAAAUUGAGCUAGCCUUAUCAUUUAGCAUUAACCCAGGAUAUGUUUCUGAUUCCUUGACAUUUUUAUAAGAGGGGCUGCCAGAAGAACCCAUGCAUGCACUGUAGUCUAGUUGACAUCAUUAGUUAUCUAUAUACAUGUAUACUAAUGUAGAUAUUAUCUCUUUCAGGGAAAAAUAUUUUUAUUUGUUUUAAGCUCUUAGUGUAAUAUUUGGUGCAACUUAAUUAUGUGUAUAUUUUUGCCAUGUAUGUAGUAGCACAGAUCAUCGUAAGGAAUUCUCAUAGAUUUCAUAUGUAUAUCCCUCCAUUAAAUUAUUUGUAAAGCCAUUUUAAAAUGCAGUAACCCCACUGAUCUAAACAUCUGCCUAAAUGAUCUAAACUUUUUUAAAAAUAUUACUGUUAUUUAUGACUUUACAUAAUAUAUUUAAAAACAUACGAAAAAGAGCUUUGAAUAAUUUUUAAUAUACAAACAAAAUGAAGAACAAAACUAACAUUAACAUUAAUGAAUUUACAAUUUGAAUGAAUUUGUUAGCAAGCUCUUUUUAAAUAAAUAUAUAAUAUUAAAAUCAAUAAAAAGCUUGUUAACAAAAUAUUUUACAAUGUUACACGAGGUGAUUAUCGACCUAAUAUGUUAUAUGUAAACUCUAUCUCUAAUUUACAGACAAAUAUUAAAUUAUUAUUGAUUAUUUAUCGAUGGCUAACAGUCUAUAUCUCUAAUCUGUAGGAUUAUGUAGAAUCUUAAUCAUUGUCAUUGCUAUAUUUAGUUUAUAACGAAAUACAUUAUAUAGAACUUGCCCUAUCAAUGAUCAGAAUAAUACGUCAGAUAAACCCAGUAAAACUCUUUAUUUUGACUAGGUUAAGGCUAGGUUCCCCACUGUCAUGCGAUGCGUUACGAUAGGAUUGUCUCUAUUGAGUCCAUGAUCUGCUACGUGCAGAUACGUUUUGAUACGGUCAACACGAUUGCUACGACUGACCUCAUUAUAUGACCUGAUAGGAUCACCACGAUUAAAACCACGAUUCCAAUCCUAGCACGAAUUGUGAUAGUGGGACGAACCUAGCUUUAGAUAUGCUGAUCUUUAAAUGUAUAUCUCUAAUCCAAAGUUGUAAUUGUAAUAUUUGAUUAGAAUGAAUUAUAAUUUAUCAGUUAACUAACCAAUAUCAGCUUAAUCCAUCACCUACAAUUUAUAAUUAUAUAGAAAUUGGUCCAUUAUUAAUCAAACAGUUUAUUUUUAAUUAAAUUAAAUUUCCUGCUCUUUUUAAUCCAAAAGAAUAUUCAGUGCUUGUUAAACCCCCAUCUCUCUCCAAAAUUAAGUCUGCUUUAUUAAUUAAACCGUGUGUCUCUCUCCAAAAUUAAAUCUAAGAUGUGCUGCUUUCUAUACGCCCACAUCAAAAUGUUUUUUUUCUCAAAUCCACAAGAAUAUGUAGUAUUUAAAUCAUAAUAAAUACACUUGUAAUUUACUGAGUAUUUUGUGGAGAUUGUAAUUUAUUGUAAAUAUUGUAUUUGUAGAUGUAAGUAUUCUGUUAUGGAAGAUAUUUUAGUGUUAUACAAUUUGCCAUUUUCUUGUGUACAUGUGAGUUAUUAUGACAGUGAGUGUUGUCCAUCCAAAUAAUAAAAAAACUGUGUAAAUAAAAUCAUAAAAUGACA